AUUGUGAAAUCGGGAGUCAGUCAACAUGUACUAUCGGUCACUGGGGCUUGUGGUCCUUACUUUGGUUGUUUUAGAGGGAGCUGCCAACCCCACCGUGUAUGAUGUGUUACUGAAGAGGCGACAGAACGUAGAAGGCGACGUCCGCCUGGUCAAUGGGUCGACGGCUUUAGAGGGUCGACUGGAGGUGUACAUGAACGGAGAUUGGGGGACUGUGUGUGACGAUAUGUGGGACUACGUCCCCGAGAACGCGCACGUGGUGUGUCGUCAGCUAGGAUACAGCGGAGGUGAAGGGCGUACCAACGUAGGAUGGUCGCCUUACGGAGCCGGAAGUGGGUCUAUUCACAAGUUUGGAUGUGGAGGAAGAGAGAGUCGAUUGGUGGAGUGUGAUCUCAUUAGAGGUGGCACGUGUUCCCACCACGAGGAUGUGGGCGUCCGUUGUCAGCCCCAUACAGACGGCACUAUACGUAUGGUGGGCGGACCGACGGAGUUCGAAGGUCGGCUGGAGAUCUGGCGAGGAUUAGAGUGGGGGAAUGUCUGUGACAUUGGUUGGUAUCCAGACAACGCCCAAGUGGUCUGUAGGGAGCUGGCUUACUCGGGAGGGACAUCGGUUGAUGGAGAGUCGGACUAUGGGCGGGGGCGUGGCCCCACGUGGACAGAUGACAUCAUCUGUAACGGAGAUGAAGACGAAUUGGUGAACUGUAACUUCCAUUCGAGUCCUGACAGAGAUUGUUCCGUCACUUCCGUGGGAGCAAUUGUAGGGAUACAGUGUACACCAUAUGAAGAAGGACAGUUGCGCCUGGUGGAUGGACCGUCUAAACUUGAGGGCAGACUGGAGGUUUACCACAACGGCCAAUGGGGUGUUGUCUGUAAUCGGCGCGUGGACAAAGACAUCGCCACGGUCGUCUGUCGACAACUCGGCUUCAGUGGAGGUUUUCAUGCCGGAGCCAACGCCUACGGGUACGGCCAUAACCCGGUGUGGAUGGACAACGUUAGAUGCCGAGGAGGCGAGAAGAAGCUUACUCGAUGUAGACUCUCACAAUUUGUGGAAUUGGGAGACGAAAUGUGUUUCCGCUGGGAGGCAAUGGGCGUCAAAUGUGAUCCAUAACACAUGGUACAGGGUAGACUAUACAACCAGGGACCUAAAGACUCCUCCUCAUCAAACACUAUGGCUAAGAUGUAUUUCUGUCUAUAUUCCAGGGUCAAAGCAUGUUCACAUACAUUUUUGUGUGUUCCUUAUUACACUGUUAGUCAACAUUUCUUGAUAUAAAACGAAAUAAAACAAAAGAACGACAA
Pecten maximus is the source of this 1293-nucleotide messenger RNA. Its product is annotated as neurotrypsin-like. Gene Ontology annotation, cellular component: membrane. The coding region runs from base 26 to 1105 and encodes 359 amino acids. NCBI's taxonomy places the organism in Eukaryota, Metazoa, Mollusca, Bivalvia, Pectinida, Pectinidae. The record is from RefSeq and is a predicted model, not a curated record. The transcript has 8 exons.